Molecule: messenger RNA, 484 nt
Organism: Naegleria gruberi
Lineage: Eukaryota; Heterolobosea; Eutetramitea; Acrasida; Naegleriidae
Exons: 1
Coding region: 1-426 (141 amino acids)
Source: RefSeq, a predicted model, not a curated record
AUGGGUAAGAGAAGUAUUUUGAAGCGUUUCUCUCGUAUUGCCUCAAAGGUUGGAAAGGCCACCGAAAAGAAGGCUCUCGGCAUGGAAAGUUCUAUGGCCACUUCUAUCAAUUCAUUUGCUGGAGAUAAAUAUGUUAGUGAAUUAAAUACUCUUGAAUCUUUUGAUGAAAUUACUAGAGUCCAAAGAGAAGCUAGAGAAAGAUAUAUUAAACUCACUGCUGCCGCUUUCCCACACAAAGUCACCCAAUUCAAGAAGGAAUUUUCUUACUUCAGAGAACUCCUCAGCAAGCCAGGUGAAAUCACUGUUGGUGAAUUGGCUGCUUUUGCUACUGCUCUCGUUGCCGGUUAUAUUUUGUAUCGUGGAGGUGAAAUCAUUGGCCGUGCUGACAUCUUCGGAUAUAAAUAUGAACAUCUUGAACAAAAGUAAAUAUGAUCAAAUAUUAGCAAUAUAGGGCGAUUUAUAAAUUAAAAAUUAAUUAUUUAAA